AUGUCUUGCCACAGACAAUCAUUUUGGCAAGGUGUUUUCUUGCUAGAUGACAUCAAUAAACUACAAAAGUUGCGAAAGGGAAGUGUUCCAUUUAUAGCAACUGAAGUGGACACACGUGGAGUUGUGACGUCCAAGGUCCGACGCAUUGUGACUGAUUUCUUUACCAAAACUGAAGAGUUCCUUGAAACAAACAGCCUUGAUGGCAUUGCAUUUUCGGCAGCCCAUCAAGACGCCGUAGAAGUUGAGCCAUUUGCAACAGAGUUUUGGAACCUCUCAACGAAAUUCAAGCGGCAACCACUGGUGAUCAUAAUACUUGAAUUCAAAAAAUUUCGUGACUCCCAGGUGUUAGCAUCCACUUUGACAGGAAAAUGUCAGUACUUGAUUCUCAGGAAGCAGGAUUUCAAGCCAAGCAGCAGUUGUGCUCCCAGAUUUCCCAACAGGCCUUUAGAAAAGGCUGAAGAAAUAGAAAUGAAAUACUUAGAGCAGCGCUCAAGAAACAGAACCAGCAUUUGUUUAUCAUUUACACUUGCUGUCCUCAACUUUCAUGGCGUCAAGAAACAAGGUCGUGGGAAAGUUUGUGAAAAGGAGCUUUUGGUAGGGUAUGACAAGGUUUGCCACUUAAAGAAGUUGCCCUCUGCCACUGCCUAUGAGCUGAAGCAGAAGGACAAUGGGACUGAGAUCUUCAGCUUCGAAGCGGAACGAGCAAUGCAUGAAAAGGUAUCGAAAGUGGCUGGGCAAGUUCAAACUGUGUGUGCUGCAGCAUUUGAUGUCGAGUUUGAAGAUGUGGAAGGAAAGUGCCCAUCAUUGGGUGGACCAUUUUCAAGGCUGCACGCUUUGAAAUCAGAACUCCAAAAAGAAUCUCCUAUUUCACCACCUCCUCAAACUCAUGUUUCAGCAACACCAACAGCAAGAACACCACCUGUUCGUGGCACCACUCGCACCCUCAUCUGUCUUACCAAUGAGGCAGUUGGUGUUGUGAAAUAUCUGACAAGAAAUCUAUGUGACUAUGUCAUCUAUAGCUUUGUGAAGUACAAUGAUGCUGACCAUAAGUUUGUGCCCAGAGAUGAUAAUGACUUUAAAAAUUUUAUUUCACAUAACAUUAACCGAGCACCUUAUUUUAUUGCUGAGGUGGACUCACUCAGCAUUGAUAUGCUGCAUGAAGCUGAUAUGGGCCAGUUUAUGAAAAGCCUGGAUGCAUGGAUUGAUGAAAAUAAACUGAAAGGAAUUGCCCUGUUUUCUCAAGGUCACCAGAAUGACCUGAACAAUCUAAUGACCAUAGUCCAGGAUGUCUACACACAUUUUCAGAACACUGAUAAAAGCCUAAAACUGGUAGUCGGAGUCGACCAUAUUACCCCAUUUGAGACGCGCAUUCCUCGUGAAUUCGCUGGGUACUGUGACUUCUUGAUUUUGAUGGCACAUCCACGUGAGCCACCUGUAGUCUGUGCCGUGGACUUCCCAUCUCGUGCAUAUGAGGAAGCAGACUACAAAUUUGCUUUCCAGCUGUGGUGGGAAUCAAGGAGUCAAACCACUGCCUGCUUUUCUAUCAAUUUGGCUGUGCGAUCAUUUUUCAUAGCCAAGAGAAGAGAGACAGAAAUAUGUAUCAAAGAAACUCUGCAGAAAUAUGCUACGACUUGCAAUGCUACAUUCGACCACCCACUAAAGAAUAGGACUCUGACUGAAGUCAAGUACAUGCCUGGAAAACAUCAAGUUGUGUCAUAUGAAGGAACAUCAUCAUUAGAACACAUGAUGUCAAUCUUGGACAAAAAAGUGGAUGACCUCUGUGUUGCAGCCUUUCGUGUGGACUUAGAAGACACAAAAAAGGAAUGUGCCACAACUGAAGACCCUCUGCCACGGCUAUCUCUGAUAAGAAAUCUUUUGCACCCAAGAAAUGCCACGAAUGAGAGUGCAGAGGCUUCUACAGAAGCUUCAGUGCCUGCGAGCCGGAAGCGUCAUAGUGCAAAGAAACAUGCUCUCAUUUGUGUGACCACAUCUGCAGAUACACUGCCCUUCCUCAGUGAUCCUCUCUGUACUCAUCUUGUCUAUUCAUCGGUGUCCUAUGACAAGGAAGGCCAUGCAUACAUUCCUGCAAAUGAAAAGGCUUUCCGGAACUUUUUUGCAAUCAGGAAGGAAGGGAGUCCUCUACUUCUGGCUGAAGUUGAUAGCUGCAGCAUCGAUUCAUCAAGCAAAAGCACUGCACAUCAGAAUGCUCCUCAGAUACUUGCUGACUGGGUUCAUACCACUGAUCUGAAUGGUGUUGCAAUUUUUAUGAAGGCUGAUGUGAAUGGGACUGAUGAGUGGAUUGAUGAGUGGGCUGACUUAGUAGAUAGACUGUCAAAACAGUUUCAUAUAGAACAUGCAGGACUCGUGCUUGUAAUUGGCAUAGAUCUGAGAAGUCCAUACAGCACUGCACUGAGUAAGGCAUUCACUGGCAAAGCAGACUAUUUAGUUCUUAUCACCAAUAUCAGGCAGCCAGAAGUACCCUGCAAAGUGGGCUUUCCUUCUAGACCUCACAGUGAAAGCGACACUGCAUGGAUGAGCAAAAUUGUACAGCUGUCCAAAAAUGUGACUGUCCCCUGUGUCACAUUUAACCUUGCAGUUCGGAGAUUCCAUUUGGUGCAACCAGGGCAAAUUGGAGAUUUGUGUGACGAAGAACACUGGGUGGACUACUCGGAGACUUGCCGAACAAUGCAGAAGAAUGGUAACAAUCUCUAUGAAACUCGCUACACUUCUGACGAUACUGAAAUAUUGACAUAUGAAGGGAAGGUUUUCAUCCAGCACAAGAUGUCGCAUCUGACUGGCUUUGAACCAGACUUCUGUGUAACAGUCUUUGAAAUAGACCGUGAGAAUCCCAGAGACAAUUGCCCAUCUGAAGGAGUACCCUUCUGGCGGUUACAUCUCAUCAGUGACUACCUUUUGGACAUGGAAAAGAUAAAGUGGGAAAGGGAAUCCUCAUCAUCCAAACCUGAAGAAGUUACACUGGUGCCUGAAGUUAAGCCAGCAUCAAGAGAAAAACGGCAUGAUAUGACACCCAUAACCGAGACUGAACCCAAAGUUAUGACACUAUCCACACCACGAGUGGAGACAAAGGAGCCAUUUGCUUCAACAAGUGAGGGCCAUGUCCACAAGAAGGCUCCAAGAUUCAGCCUAAUCUGUGUGGCCAGCAUGGUAGAUACAUUGCACUACCUUGUGGACGAAGUCUGCAACUAUGUUGUGUACUCCAGCAUUGCCUACAGAGAUAUAGGUCACAAGUUUGUGUCAGCAAAUGCACGAGCUUUUCACAGCUUUCUGGCCCUGAAGAAGGGCAAGAUUUCAUCAUCACUUCUGGCUGAAGUGAAUGCCCUUAAAGCUUCAGGUGCUCUUGAGAAGGAAAACAAUGCUGAGAGUUUCAUCCGUGCCCUUCUUAGCUGGAUGCGAAAAAACAAACUCGAUGGUGUUGCACUAUCUUAUGAUACAUUUGUGACUAAUGCAGAGACCUUCAAGAAUGUGGCUAAGAAAGUAUGGCAGCAUUUUCAAAAAAAUACUGUAAGGCCCGUACUUGUCCUCAGCGUUAACUACAUGAAUAGUCAUGAAACCAGUUUAUCAGAUGAACUCGCUGGUAAUUGUGACUUUUUAAUACUUAUGACACAUGUAAGAAGACCUCAGCGCCCAUGUAAAGUUGACUCUCCAUCCAGGCUGCAUACCAUGGAAGACAGCGAUUACAUGGUUCGACUUUUAGAAGCAUCUAGGAAUAUGACAUCUCCUUGUAUAUCUAUGAACAUGGCAGUUCGGGAUUUCUUCAUUGGAAAAGCAGCUGAAGAGAAAGAAAAGUGCAAGGCUGAGAGUUGGCUGCGAUAUAAUGCAGUCUGUGGCAUUGAUACCGAAAGAACAGACAGCAUGUUUGAAGUUGCCCAUACAGAGAACGAAACAAAUCUCCUUAUCUUUGAAAGCAAAGUGUCCAUUCAGCACAGGAUGUCAAAGCUACUGGGUGAAGUGCCAAACUUUUGUGUGGCUGCUUUCCGAGUGGAAAUGGAAGAUGCACAAAAUGAUUGCCCAAGUCUGGGGAAACCAUUUUCAAGGCUCCUGUAUAUCAAGAGUCUUCUGGGCACAGCCAAAGAAGCAUAUAAACUGCGACGAAGUGUCCCACUUAAGGGAAGACGAAAAGCUGAGCAUGAUGCCUCACGAAGUAUCAUCUGCAUACACGAUUCUUCUGGACCUACUCUGAGGAAAGCUGUGAUGACAUUAUGCAAUUACAUUGUGUUUGCAUUUGUUCCUCUUGAUUUAGCUGGUAUACCAGUUUCAGGAAAAAUACUCGAAAGCUUUCUUGCUAUUACACGGCAAACCAAUACUCGGGCUGUGGCAGCUCUUGACCCUUAUUUUAUUGAUGCCUUGAACACUGGAGACACGAGGUUCUUGCGACCACUAUCCAUAAAGCUAAGACGUUGGGCAAGUGAAAAAAAAUUGGCUGGCCUGGCUUUGGUUCCUCUGGUUUCAACCAAGAUAAGUACAGUGGCAGAACUUUCGAAUGCAAUCUGGACUGCUUUUCAACACUCAUUGGAAGACCAUAAGAUUUUAAUAGUUGGUGUUCAUGCCUUUGAAGUUGAGGAACAUAUUUUGCAACAACUUGGCCGCACUUGUGACUUUCUUGUCUUCAUUAAUCAAGAAGUAAAGCCUGGGCCAGUAUGUCGCACACACUAUCCAGCUAUGAGGAGGCUGGUAUACCAGGACUUUGUGCACAUGAAAAACAUUUCCAGUGCAGUGUCACAUAGCUGCCUUUCUGUCAAUCUGGCUGUGCUGGGCUUCCGUAUGGCACGGUCAUCUGACCAACAAGUGCGCAUUGGAGACCGCUGUGUUGAGCAGAAAUGGAGAAGUCUCUCUGAGGUCUGUCCGACAGGUAGCGAAGAAGAAACCAUUGAACCAGGUUUAGAGGGCUUGGUUCAGAGCAACAACACCUAUGUCAUGAUUUUUGAAACCAAACGAACAACUUAUGACAAGGUGGUCAAGUUUCUUCAAGCACACCCUGAUGGCUGCGUUGCUGUUUUUGGGUUCAAUUUUGAUGACCUUGAUGGCCACUGUUUGAAUGAGCAAGCUUUUCCACGUGUUCGCCUCAUAGCAGAUAUUAUGUCCAAGAACAAGAGUUCACUGUUUUCUACAGCGACAAAGUACAAAGAUGAGCAUGCAAAGGAACCAGAAUUCAAGCAUUCCUCUUUGCUGUGUGUGUUUUCGGAAUCUGCACAACUAACAGACAGCUUCCCUGGAGAGCUGUGCAACUACAUUGUGUUCCAGUCUGUUGAGUAUAUGUUAGCCCUGGACAGGGUUGCUAUCCACAAUGAGGCCACUUUCAGAAAGUUCAAGCGCCUUCCAAGGAACUCUGGAACAUGGAUGCUGGCUGCAAUGACCCAGUUCUCGUGGCUCAAAAGAGCAGCCACAAGGUCUGUUUUCACCAACCUGUUUGUGAAGGCAACAAAACACUGGGCCCUCCAGCAGAGGCUGCACGGCAUUGCCAUGUUCCCAGAAGCGUUAGUACCACCAAAGGUGUUCUUGGAGGUUGCAAAGAGAACAUACUGGGCAUUUAAGAAUAAGCCUAUGGCCUUGGGCCUUGUCGUUGGAGUUCCAGCAAAGGAGCGUCACCUGACAAUAUGGAAGAGGCUGAGCAGAUUCUCGGAUGUUAUAGUGUUUACCAUGCAUCGCUCAGCGCCAAAUGACUUCUGUAAAAUCAACUUUCCUUCUGUUGAACCCUUCAGUAGCAGGCACCUUGAAGAGAUGGCAACCAUAUCCCGAUAUGAACGACACCACGCCGUGGUUUGUAUGUCUGUAAACCUGGCUGUUCACCAUUUCCGAACGAACAGACAUGCACGUGUUGGAGACUAUUGCAUCCGUGAAGAGUGGGAGGACUAUUCACAGGCCUGUGCGAAGAUAAGUUCUAAAGCGACGGUAAACUGGGAAUGGUUGUCGGCCAUCUCUUCUAAUAUCACUGUCACACGCACAUUUGAAGUACCGAGGACGCUUGCAAUGAAAGCCAACCAGUUCUUGCAUCUGAAUCCCAAGGGGUGCUUAGCGGUGUUCAACGUGGAUUAUGACGAUCCACAUGGCACAUGCCCUGAAAAGCAGCCAUUUCCCCGCCUUAUUACACUGGCCAACCUAAGGCAUGCUUCUGGUUCAAGGCAUAACGACUGAGACGUGGCCAAUGGUUUUCCCACAGUUAAUAAAUGUGAUUUUGUUGCUGAAUAAAAGUGUACAUUGUAACAGA
Molecule: messenger RNA, 6226 nt
Organism: Dermacentor andersoni
Lineage: Eukaryota; Metazoa; Arthropoda; Arachnida; Ixodida; Ixodidae
Source: RefSeq, a predicted model, not a curated record